Molecule: messenger RNA, 5527 nt
Organism: Empidonax traillii (willow flycatcher)
Lineage: Eukaryota; Metazoa; Chordata; Aves; Passeriformes; Tyrannidae
Product: ATP-binding cassette sub-family A member 10-like
Exons: 38
Coding region: 657-5465 (1602 amino acids)
Biological process (GO): transmembrane transport; lipid transport
Cellular component (GO): intracellular membrane-bounded organelle; membrane
Molecular function (GO): ABC-type transporter activity; lipid carrier activity; ATP hydrolysis activity
Source: RefSeq, a predicted model, not a curated record
AACCCACCCCCUUUAGAAGCUCAGAGUCAGCCAAGAGAAGUUUGUUUCAAUGUUUACAACGUGUUUUUUAAUCAGAAGAGCUGUUGCUAUCCCGGUGGCAGCACUUCACUGCUCCUCCUGCUCCGGGGAUGGUGGCACUGGAGCAGUUUUCCAACACAACCUUUGCCAUUCGGAGAGGAGGGAGAGCCACUGUUUACCCCCCUGCAUGUGCCGUGAUAUCAUUGACUUCAGCCUCUCUUGCUGCGCUGGGAAACACAAUGGAGUUUGCCAGAGAAAGGAUUUUUGUGUGGUUUGUUGUUGGGCUUGUUUUUCCUCCCUUGGCCGAGGCUCAAGAAUUUCCCGAACAACUUUUCAGAGAAUCCGCUCCAGCCGCUCAACAGCAAAGUGCUCUGUUUGCUUUUUAUAAUACAGAUAAAGCUGAAACUCUGCCAAGGAGGAAAGGGGAAGAAAGCCAGGGAAGAGAGAAGUGAUGGUGUGAGGAAUGCCUUUUGCAAAGUGCCUGAGUGAGAAAAGGAUUGUGUGGACAAAGGAGCGCUGAGAGCCGCCAGUCCAUCCCAGGGAGCCUCAGCAUCUCCACUUCCACAGGCACACGGUGAAGGACAAGCUCUGGAUCCCUUCCAAACCUUCCCCUUAAGAUAUUGUCAGUAGGUUCAGAGAUGAAGACACUGCAGAGAAAGAUGAGCGUAUUCCAGCAAACGAAAAUUCUCUUGUGGAAAAAUGUCCUUCUCAAGUGGAGGAUGAAGAUGCAGAGCUUUCAGGAGUGGAUGCUGUCCCUGCUCUUCCUGCCCUUGCUGUUCAUCAUGACCUACCUUAUGGUCAACAUCCAGCACCCCGAAGUGCCCUUCAGCUACCUCGGGCAGUUGGAUGAUCCUGCCUACAAUGCCACCGGGGUCACCGUGGCUUUCACACCCACCACUGCCACCACCAGGCAGAUAAUGAAUAAAGUGGCCUCCAACUCUGUCAUGAGGGGUAUAAAACUGGAGGCACUGGACAGUGAGAACGCCCUGGAAAAAGCCUGGAUUUCAAAUAAUGAAAUUAUAGGGGUUGUAUUUAAGGACAACUUCUCCUAUCACCUCAGGUUUUGUACUGGAAAUAUGAUUAUUCCCAAUGAAGUCUUUGGAUACGUAGACACCUGUUACAAUUUCUCGUCGGGGCACUGUGACAGCCCAAGGUACUGGUACAAAGGCUUCCUGUCCCUGCAGUCCAGCAUUGAUGCUGCUAUCAUAGAGGUGGUAGCAAAUCAUUCUGUUUGGGAAGAAAUGAAUUCAAUUGCUGGAGUCCGAAUGAAGUCCCGGAGCACCAUCUUCACAAUUACACUUGAGUACAGUUUCUUCAUGAUCACUAUCGUGAUGUGUUUCUUUCCCUUCAUGUAUUUCUUAUCAAUGAAUGUUACAAGAGAAAAGAAGAAGCUCAAGGAACUGAUGAAGACGAUGGGGCUGCAGGAUAUUGCGUUUUGGCUCUCCUGGAGUCUGCUGUAUUCUCUCUAUGUGUUGAUCUUCUCCUGCCUGCUGACGGCCCUCGUGCUGCGGAACCCUUUUUACAUCAGCAGCUUCCCUGCGGUCUUGCUGCUGUUUUUCCUCUAUGGCCUGGCAUGUAUCCACCUGGUUUUCCUCCUCUGCUCCCUCUUAAGGACCUCCAAACUUGUCAGCUCCAUCGGGUUCCUCAUCACCUUUAUCUUUGGAUGCCUGAGCCUGGCAUUGCUGAUAGAAAACGUUCCUGAACCACUGAAGUGGUUUCUCGGUCUCUUCUGCCCUUUCGCAUUUAACGCGGGCAUUGCCGAGAUUUUCCAUUUGGAAAAAUAUCGAAUGGGUUUCUCUUUUUCCAACCUUAUGGAGGAAGCCUACUUUUUAUUUUUAACUUACAUUAUGCUGGCCUUUGAUUCAAUCUUGUACAUGCUGUUGGCUCUGUAUUUCGACAAAGUUCUGCCAGGCAAAUAUGGCAUUCCAGACCCCCCUUUCUUCUGCCUGAAACCCUCCUACUGGAUGAGGAGCAGGAGAGGUUCCACCAGGGAGACCCCCAGAUCCACAGCCAGCCCCGAGGAGCUCCUUGGUGAUGAUGUAGAGCCAGUGCCCCCUGAAUUCAGGGGCAAGGAGGCCAUCAGACUCCACAGUAUUAAAAAAACCUAUAAAAAGAAGGACAAGAAGACAGAAGCUUUAAGAGGUUUGUCUUUAAAUAUUUAUGAGGGGCAGAUCACUGCCUUACUUGGCCACAGUGGGGCUGGAAAGACAACGCUGUUGAACGUGCUCAGUGGGCUCACCUUCCCCUCAGAAGGCUCUGCCACCAUAUACAACUACAAACUCUCCGAAAUAGGAGACAGGGAGCAGAUUAGGGAGAUGAUUGGCAUUUGCCCCCAGUUCAACAGCCAGUUUGAAGUCUUGACUGUGAAGGAAAACUUGAAAACUUUUGCAGAAAUCAAGGGCAUCAAGCCCAAGGAGGUGGAGAGAGAGGUGCAAAACGUUUUGGAACUGCUGGAUAUCAGUAACAUUCAAGACACUCGAGCUGAGAAACUGAGUGGUGGGCAGAAAAGGAAGUUAUCUAUUGGAAUAGCCAUGCUUGGAAACCCCCAGGUUCUGCUCCUGGACGAGCCAACAGCUGGGCUGGAUCCUCUCUCCAGGCACCAGGUGUGGAGCCUCCUGAGGGAGCACCGGGCGGGCCGGGUGAUCCUGUUCAGCACCCAGUUCAUGGACGAGGCCGAUAUCCUGGCAGACCGCAAGGCUUUUAUCUCGCACGGGAGGCUGAAGUGUGUCGGUUCCUCGCUGUUCCUGAAGAAAAAAUGGGGGAUUUGUUACCAUUUAAGGAUCCAUGUCAGUGAGUCCUGUGACUUGGAGAACGUGACAUCCCAGGUUAAGCAGUACAUCCCCAACGCCACCUUCUCAGGACACAGCCAGUAUGAGCUGAGAUAUAAACUGCCACUAGAAAACGUGAAUAGGUUCCCAGAUCUGUUCAGUGGCCUGGACAGCUGCUCUGGGGAGGGCAUUAUCAAUUAUGGGGUCAGCAUGACGACCCUGGAGGAUGUCUUCCUGAAACUGGAGGGAGAAGACACGGCGGACCAAGAAGGUGAGCACGUCCUCGGGGACGAGUGGGCAGAGGCAGGAUCACGAGGCACCGACGGGACCAAGUCGGGCUCCCUCCUGCUCUCGGACGCUGGGAAGGUGACAGUGGAUGGCCUGGCCCUCUGGAGGCAGCAGGUCUCUGCCAUGGCAUGGGUGCACUUCUUAAAGCUCAAGAGUUCGGUGACAAACCUGCGGUCAAUUUUGCUGCUCUAUGUGAUUUUUCUGCUUCCUGUGGUUUUGCAACUGUCCUUGGUUGCUGGCUGGAUGAGUGUGAGUUCCUGGGAGCUCUCAUCUGCACGGUACUUCCUGCCCCUGGGGAAGAAAUCCUACCUGGAGACGACCACCCUCCUGGUCAUCAACAGCACAGGCACAGGCAUUGACAGCUUCAUCCACGUGCUCCAGAGCCAAGACCUUAUGGUGGAAAUAACGAGCGAGGACAGUAUCGCCGAGGAAAUGAAACACAACGGGGCCAUAGCAGUGUAUCUCAAAGAUCAGAGCUACAGGUUCACCGUGUUGUGCCACUUGGAGGCCGUGAACUGCUUCCCCGUGCUUGUGAACAUCAUCAGCAACGCCCUGCUGAGAACCCUCAACUCCACCGGGCGCAUCCGCAUCUGGAGCCACCCUUUUUUCCCUCUCAACUAUCAACCAUACUGGGAUUAUUUUAUUCCAUUUUACCUCGUUUAUAUGGUGUUGUUAUUCCCUGGUUUUCCUCCUCACUUUGCAAUGGGCUACACGCAGGACUACAAGGUGGGAGCUCGUGACCACCUGAGGGUCUCGGGGCUCUUCCCCUCAGCCUACUGGUGUGGCCAGGCACUGGUGGACAUCCCACUGUGCUGGAUCCUGCUCUUCUCCAUGUUUGGGCUCCAGUUUGCCUUGAGCAACAAGAUUUCUUGGACCAUCAGCAGCUUCUCACUGGUCAUGGGGACGUUGGGUUAUGGGAUUUCUCUCGUUCUCUUAAGCUACUUGAUCUCCUUCAACUCUCGCAAGGGGUGGAACUGCGACCUUUGGUCUUUUAUCCUGAUAGUGGUGUGCCUUAUCUCUCUUUUAAUCGGCAGAGUCAUGGAUUUUUCAAGCGACCCUCGGAACUCCCUCUACAUUCUGUCCCUCUUGAUUCCCGUGUACCCCCUGCUGGGGUUUGUGAUCCAGCAGCCCUAUGUCCAUUCUGUGGCUUUCAUUUUUCUCCUUCGCUAUUUGGAGUUAAAAUACGGAAGAUCAGUUCUGAGAAAGGACCCAAUAUUUAGGAUUUCCCCAAGAAGAGAAAGAAGCCACCAGCACCCCAAGGAGCUGGAAGAGGAAGAUGAAGAUGUUAAAGCUGAAAGAGAAGCAGUGAAAAAUGCCAUAGCAGCUCCGAGCCAGGACGAGAAAUCAGUCAUUAUAGUCAGCAAUCUGUGCAAGGAAUACAAAAUAAAGCAAGCUGGUUCUGUUUUUAAGAAGAAGAAGAAAACAGCCACCAAGAAUGUUUCCUUCCAUGUUAAAAAAGGAGAAGUAUUAGGACUUCUGGGGCCCAACGGAGCCGGUAAAAGCACAGCUAUCAAAGUGAUUACUGGAGAGACAACCCUGACUGCUGGGCAGGUGCUGAUGAAGAGGGGAGGUGGAGCAACCCCCCAGGACCACGGGCCCGCCUUCCUGGGGUACUGCCCUCAGGAGAGCCCGCUCUGGCUGGACCUCACCGUGCUCGAGCACCUGAAGGUCUACGCGGCCGUGAAGGGGCUGCGCAAGGGGGACGCGGCGGUCACCAUCACCAGGAUAGUGAAUGCUCUGCAGCUUCAAGACUACCUAAAAAAAAAAGUCAGAAAAUUGUCUGCUGGGAUAACCAGAAAGCUGUGUGUCGCGGUGUGUAUGCUGGGCAACCCCUCCAUCCUGCUCCUGGAUGAGCCCUCCACGGGCAUGGACCCCAACGGGCAGCGCUGUGUCUGGAAGAUGAUCCGUGAUGCCCUGACAGCCCAGGAGUCGGGAGCCAUCCUGACCACGCACUACAUGGAGGAGGCGGAGGCCGUGUGUGACCGUGUGGCCAUCCUGGUGUCUGGGCAGCUGAGGUGCAUUGGCUCCAUUCAGUACCUGAAGAACAAGUUUGGCAAAGGGUAUCUGCUGGAAAUCAAGGUCAAGGAUCCAGAGCGCACAGAUCUUCUCCAUGCCGAGAUUUUGAAGAUUUUCCCAAGCGCAGCCCGUCAGGAGCGGUUCCCCUCUUUGCUUGUCUACAAGGUCCCAAUGGAAGAUGCACUGCCCCUGUCUCAGUCUUUCUCCAAGCUAGAGGAAGCCAAACGAAGCUGCAACCUCGAGGAGUACAGCUUCUCCUUGAAUACUUUGACUCAGGUGUUUCUGGAACUCACCCGAGAGCAGGAAAAGGAUAAUUUUGAUCUGACUUUGGACGGGACUUUCGAAUGGAAGCAGCUUCAGCAGCAGGAGUGUUGAAGGCCCAAGAUGCUCAUUUAUUACUCAAUAUUAACCAAAUGCAUGUAUUUACUGCCACUAUC